AUUCUCACAAUAUGGAAGGAACUUCUCGAACUUUUCCUUACACCAUAAAAUUUGUUGGUCUACUUGGUAGUCAUGCUCUUGGUAGAAAUCCAAGAUUCAUGGCUACGGCGGUAGAUUUAGGAAGGGAAUUGGUAAGGAGAAAAAUAAGGCUUACAUAUGGAGGAUGCAACGUUGGCCUUCAAGGAGCCGUUGCUUCAACAGUCUAUAACAAUGGUGGUAUAGUUAGAGGCUUCAUUCCAGGGUACAUAGCGACACGACAGGUGUACGGACCUACGUAUGGUGCAGAAUACACAGUUUCCAGCAACUACUAUAAGUAUUUUGAGAUGAAUCAUGUUGUGGAAGCCUUCAUCGUACUUCCUGGAGGGAUUGACACUAUGGAAGGUUUGUUCACUUUGAUCUCAUGGGCAUCCGAAGGGUUGCACAGUAAACACAUUGGUCUUUUGAACAUUGAUGGUUAUUUCAAUAACCUAAUUAAGUUUCUAGAUGAUGCGGUGAGGCAGAACUUCAUGGCCUUGAAUCAGAGGAAGCUUUUUAUUUCUUCUUUCUUUAUUGAUGAACUUUUAGACAAGCUAGCAUUUGCUAAAGCUUUUCCGGGAGAUAAUCAGAAUUUCGGGAACCCGCCGGAGAAUGUCAUGCCUGCUUUCAUGACCCAGUUCCUGCAGCAGAUGGCGAACGCGCCGAUGUUCCAGCAGCCUCAGCCACCACAGCAACACAUCACCUUCAAGACCUUGAAGGAUAACGGAGCGGAAGAGUUCCUUGGGGAUAGGGUGGCCGAACCCCAAGUGGCCCUCGAUUGGAUUGAGCAGGUGGCGAGGGUGCUUAAUGAUUUGGACGUUCCAGUUGCAGAUCAUCCAAGGUUGGCAUCUCAGUUACUCCGCAAGGGAGCAUACGAGUGGUGGAAACGUGUAGACAGUUAUUAUGAACCUCAUGGUGACUAUGACCGUAAUGGGCCUAUAUACGACGAUCAACCUGAUCCGCUCAUCGAAGAAAUCCUAAGAUUAGAGCAGAAAAUCUUCUAUUUCGACGAGGUUUUAUUCGCUGAAGGCUCAUGGUACGAACCACCUUACUCCCGUGACUACACUUUGUUUGCGGAAGAACAAAUUGAAGCAAACAAGGUGGCAAUUCGAGAACGAGCAAAACUUCUCGAAUCAGUCCGGAAGCAAAAGGAGUUCGAAAGGAGAUUAUGCGAAGGAUCAGAAAUGAUGCAGAAAAUGUUGGACGACUUCCAAAGAGAGAGACUAGAAGCCGAGGCUAAAGCUGAUAAAUUAGUCAAUGAUCUCUGUAAGGCUAUUGAGCUUAAACGCUCCCUCCAAUCUCAAGAUCCACAAUUGGAGGAAGUUAAUGCUCAAAAAGAGGCUCUAGAACCUAAGACCAACCCUGAACCAUCCAACCAUCAGGUGCCAGUUCUAGAAGAUUCACCAAGUUCUACACCAUCACAGAAACCCGAGAGCAUAACAACUCUUGCUGGGGCUACUGUGGUGAUGUUACCCGAAUACCCUCCAAGCCAAGUCUCAACCGGCACAGUCGUACAAGAGGUGGAACCAACUGAGGAACCUGACUCAGAAACACCUAUGCUUAUUCAAGAGCAGAAGGAGGAGGAAGUUUUGCCUAUGGCAAUAAACGACCAUAUCCUUAAUUGUGUUGAAGACACACCUCCAGAAGAACCUGUUCUGGAGGAGAUAGAGCCCACUACCUACCCCCAAGAUUCCAACAUUCAAGAGUCUAAGGAGGAAUCUACAGACGAAGAAAUACCUAGCACAGAGGAACCAAUAACGUCUAUAGAUAAUCAUGCUUCAUCAGAAGACUUAGACCAAACUUUCUUUGACUCCCUACUUGACGGGUGUGACUUUGUCUGCCCGAAGGAUAGUUGGAGCCAAGAGAGUUGGGAUGAACUUCUGGUAAGUGACACUGAAGACUCAUCCAUGGGGGAAAGCACGGUCGUAAUCAUCAAACCACAAAUGGAUGGUCAGCCUGUUGAAGAUAAGGAAAAAAUCAAUCUCGCUAUGAAGGCCAAUGAUGUGGAUCAACUGAGGAGACUUCCGCCACCACCCACCUGUCUAGAGUCUCCUCCUUUUAUCCUGUUGCCGCCAAGCCGUAGGGACGAGUCAAGGAUCCUGGACCUUGACGGAGCAAAGAUUCAAACAAGGUGGCAUCAGAAGAGAGUCAGAAGGGCCAAACUUUAUGACUCUCGGAUCGGAAAGUCACGGAAAAAGUGGAUGCCUCAUCGUCCUUCUUACCCUACUGUGGACCGUAAUGAGGUCCAACUGAUCGAUGCUGCUUCUAGGACGAGGUUCGAUGAGUGGGGACACUCACGGGUGUUACACGAGUCGGUGUGUCUGGCUCAGGAUACACUGACGGACUAUGGCUAUGCAGAGGAGAUGGAGGAGCUGCUUGAGGGGACCAGAUGGCAGCGCCUGCUUAAGAUGAGGGCAGAGUCUAGCCUACCACUGACCAUCGAGUUCUUAUGCUCGAUAUCUGCUGUCCCGGAGAUUGAGUCACGACAGAUGACUCAUAGUUUGAUCACUGCUGAUACCACGUUUGCCUUCACUCUUGCGGGCCAGUCGUUUCAGCUGACAGUGAGAGAGAUGGCUAUUCGUCUCGGGAUCUACACCCAGGAGGAGACCGAGCAGCCUGAGUUCUACGACGAUCCCUUUUGUCUUCCCGCAGAUUUUGAUGCUAUAGCUUUCUGGAGGGAGCACUCAUCUGACGACAAGGAGUUUAUGAACAAGAAGAGUAAGGCACGCUACUGGAUUCGGCCCAGCUGGAGGAUCCUAUCUUUUGUUCUUUCGACAUCCUUCUUUGGGAGGCCGUCGAACACUUAUAGGGUCUAUGAAGAAGAUAUGUUUGUCUUUUGGAGCUUGCACGACCGCCAGCCGGCGAACGUGGCUGUGUACCUGGCCAGAUUCUUAUACUCCCAGUCCUACGGGUGUAGAACGCACUUGGUUUGUGGGUUUGUGAUUACUUUGCUCUUUCGCUCCCUCGUGGGGGACGCACCCAUCCCACGGCCUGUGCAGUUGAUGAGGGAUUUAGAUGCCGGCAUGCUCCGGAAUGCUCACAUCCACCGGAGACUCUUUCCUAGCUCUUCCGAGAGCACUACGGCUUCUACUGGCCGCACUUCACAUGAGAUUGGAGAGUCAUCCGGUCAGUCAGAGAGAUCGUCUCAACGCCUUCCUCGUCGAGGACCUACCAGAGCACAGUUGGCUCGCGCUCAGACGGAGGUAGCACCGGCAUGGGCCCAGCAGCUCUUACAGAACCAGAACACACUUAUGCAGCCCGUUGUGGCACUCCAGGAGCAGGUGCAUGGUUUAGACAGGAUACGUGAGGCAUUGGGUUUCGAAAACCCGACAAACCUCCCUCCGCGUCAGCAGCAUCCCAGAGAUGACGAUCCCUCCACCUCUCGGCCUCCGCAGAUCGAAGAGUUCAGGAAGAGGUUGCGCCCUGACGUGCGACCUUAUGCUUCUACCGUGGUCACCACUGACUUCUCAGAGGCGUAUGAUCUGAUAGCGAAGGUGGAAAAAGCUGUGGACGAUCUGAAGGGAAGCUUGGGUGCUGGAGGGACAGUUUCUAGCCAGCGACCCACUACCAGCGCGGAGCCAAGCGGGAAGAGAUCCUUUGGAGGUACUAAGGGUACCCAAAACUUCAAAAAGACCAAGUCUGCGCCGGGUCAGUCACAGGCGGAGAGCAAUCGAAGCAAGCCUUCCAGGCAUCCGGUGUGCAAUCUCUGUGGAAGAAACCACCCUGGUGAAUGCUGGUUCACGCAGGGCUUAUGCUUGGGAUGCGGGAAGGAAGGACACUUCCGCAAGGAUUGCCCGACUAAUCCCGGACGUGCCUUCCCCGUAGCAGAGGUGCAGACACAGACAGCUGGACAGAGGCCAGCACAGAGCCAGAGGUCUACCGCAGGCUCAAACCCGCCAAGAGGACAGAAUCAGAAUCAAAACCGUCAGCAAGGGCGCAUGCCUGCACGCACCUGUGCCAUGCAGGGGCGUACCGAAGUAAACUGCGACGUCAUCUUGGGGCAUAGCAUGCGACUUCAUCAUCUGUACCGCAACUGUCCGUUGACGGCCCAAGGACAUCGGUUGUCCGCGAAGCUGAUCGAGCUACCAUACAAGGAGUUCGAUAUUAUCCUUGGUAUGGACUGGUUGACCGAGCGUCAAGCGAUAAUCGACUGUGGUUUGCGCACUGUGCGACUGAAGAUUGACGAUGGUGACGUGGUAGACGUCAAGGGGGAGUUGUUCCCCAAGCCUCCAGAAUUUAUGUCUUACAUGCAAGCAAAGCGGCUGUUCCAGAAGAAAUGCGAAGCGUUCCUGUGCCACGUCCGCGACACCAGAAAGGAGACCCCCAAACAAGCCGAAGAAGAAACGCUGAUCCGCUGUCACUGCUCCGUCAACAGCCGCUGACCGCCGUGCCGCUGUUGUGCCGCCGCCGCGGGGAUCACCGGAAACAGCCCGACCAAUUGAUUCUUGCUUUGUUUAAUUCGCCAAUUAAUCGAGGUAAUAUGAAUGAUGAUAAUGAACUAUUCUGGAGGCAGCGAGGGUGAAGAAAUGGAUGGAUGCUAG
Molecule: messenger RNA, 4556 nt
Organism: Cuscuta campestris
Lineage: Eukaryota; Viridiplantae; Streptophyta; Magnoliopsida; Solanales; Convolvulaceae
Source: the annotation of a GenBank genome assembly